GUGCGAAACGUCCGGAACAUACUGUGUGUGUAUAUCGCCGCGCAUAUGCGUUAACCACCCUGUAUAUUGUCUAUGGCAUUACAUAGUGUGUGUAACUCAUUGAGAGAGUGAUAUUUUUAUUUAAGCCAUCAGUUUAUAUAACGCGUACACACAAUACACUACAAAACAUAUAUAUUAUACGUUUUACACACGAGUGUGUUAUUUAGCAAACAGUGGUUUUUUGAUAUAUGCAUGUAUUGUAUGGUUAUGGUAGCCAUACAUGCAAUUUUUUGUAUAACAUAGUCUGUUUUUCUAUUGUUUGUGUUUUUUAUUAUUAACUCACCAAUAUACACUUCACCGUUUGCCAUGUUUAUAUAAUUAAUAUUUAAUAAUAUAAAUAAUAUUACAAUGACUGUAAUAGUGUACUAUGGUGUAAACGUACAUGGUGUAUAAGUGAACAAUAGACACGGUGUAUAUGCAACAAAACAAUUAAUAUUUUAUACCAUCAUUGACUUAAACGCAAAUAUUUUUUUCUACCAACAUCUAUUCAACAUUAUUAAUAUUAGUGACGUUAAAUAACGAACCACCCUGUACCAAUUAGUGUGCACACCACAACCAAAAUUAACCAUGGAUAACACAUUUUACGAGGAAAACCAGGAGAAUAACAUCAAGAUGCUGAAAAAUAAGAUGACCCUGGACUUUAAUUCGCCCACCAGUCACAGCAAAAAGUCCAAACUGAUGAAGACCUGCAUUUUAGAGUCACCAGACCUAAAAAUGUGCAAGCUGGGUUCGCCGGAGUUGGAGCGCAUGAUCAUCCAACACGGUAUGGUCACCACAACGCCCACCCCCUCCGCAGUGUUGCCAUACUUUCUGAAACAGGAGGAACAGGGGGUGACCGAAGAGCAACAGGAGUACGCCCGAGGGUUUGUCGACGCUCUCAAUCAAUUGCACCUUCGCGGCCAACAACCACAACAACAGCAGCGCCGCAACAGCUAUCAUAUGCUUGUGCCGGCACAACCGCCGUCCCAACAAGUGGUGGUGACCACAGCGGCGCAGAUAGCCGUCACCACUGCCGGCACCACCCAUCACCACAACCGCGUCCGGGGGUCCGGCUUUGCCCCCCUAUUCGCAGGCAGUCAGCAAUAA
Molecule: messenger RNA, 1125 nt
Organism: Medioppia subpectinata
Lineage: Eukaryota; Metazoa; Arthropoda; Arachnida; Sarcoptiformes; Oppiidae
Source: the annotation of a GenBank genome assembly